This is a messenger RNA of Postia placenta MAD-698-R-SB12, 273 nucleotides long. RefSeq lists its product as hypothetical. The record is from RefSeq and is a predicted model, not a curated record. The annotation marks the transcript as partial. Lineage: Eukaryota; Fungi; Basidiomycota; Agaricomycetes; Polyporales; Adustoporiaceae. Gene Ontology annotation, molecular function: monooxygenase activity; oxidoreductase activity, acting on paired donors, with incorporation or reduction of molecular oxygen; heme binding. The transcript has a single exon.
AAGCGUCUCGUUCUCUCGCCUUUGAGCAAAGUGCCUGGGCCCGCGAUCGCCGCCACUACCCGACUUGUUUUGAUUUAUCACGAGUUCACUCGGAAUCGACGACGCUGGAUCCACGCACUACACAUGCAGUAUGGGCCUGUUGUGCGCAUCGCUCCAAAUGAGGUAUCCAUGGCGACUUGGGACGCCGCGAAAGAGAUCUAUGUGUCGGGAGGCAGCGGCUAUGAUAAAACAUCGUUGUAUAAACUAUUCGACAGCUACGAGACAGAGUAUGUC